CCCUCGACACAUCGCCGCCUCGACUGCCACCAAAUCUACCUUCAACGUCAUCCCCUCCUCUCCAGCCAGUAUCUCUGCUGCACGUUCCUACCUAAGAGACCUAUCUUCAUCGUUCCGACCGUUCACUUGCUGGCGCCACUCACUGUGCGAGGAGGACCGGGUUCCCGUCAGAACCAAUUCAAUGCGAUAGCAUUCACGGCUUCGCGCCUGAGUUCGUGACUAGACGCCCCGGUCAUUCUACUGUUCGCACAGUAGCUACCCAUGCACUUUGAGCAGGUUCGGGAUCUUGCUGGGUACGUCUCGUCUAGUUGGGCGGCGCGAAGGACUCGCUGUGAAGGGCAGAAAAGGACGAUGGAAGCAUAACCGUAAGUACAAGCCCUUCUGCGUGCAGUCGGCUACGGCCCUCCAUGUCUAAACCUAGACGACCGACCGAAAACGACUUCGACAUGCCGACCUCCGACUUGGACGAUUUCGACUUUGAUGCCCCCGAAGUCAUUGCGGUUCGUGAAGAUGAGGGACAAUCGCCUGAAGUGAUUCAGCAGUGCUUUCAACUGCGCGUCCGAUAUGCUUCCGUUGGCUUCGUCUCUUUUCGUCUUUUGCCAGUCCCUAACAGCAUGACAACAAAAACCACGGCUUGGCUACAGAUCAGAGCGAACUGCAUAGAGUCGUUGGACAAAAUGCUUUAUGACAAAGCCAACACCGACAGCCCAAGCCCACCUUACCUCGAAGCUGUCCGCCGGCGACUCAAUGGCAUGCAAUCGGUAACCCGUCUUCAAUUCCAGUUGCACAGGGACGGUCACAUCGACCUAGUCACACCAGUCGAUUCCGAUGCCGAAGACAUACUUGGCGAACCUGUCUCGAAAACAGGGGCACCACUCAUGUCCCUUGCGACAGCUUCGCGCUUUUCCAUGUACUUUCGACACGACAUCCUGCGGCGGAAAACGUUCCUCAAGUAUAAGAGGGCCAUUCGAGACUUUCCCCAUUUGACAGAAAACGAGAAGAAUGCGUAUGAGUGCAUGGUAGACGUGCGUAGGCUGUAUCAUGGCGCUGGCGGCCAGGUGCACAGGCCUCAUGGCCAUCGUGACUCUCCGUCCACCAAGGAACUUCGCAGCUCCCCCGCUCCAGCCACGCCUGCAUCGUGCGGAAGCACACUCCCCUUUGAGGAUGUGCCACAAGAUCGAAGUUUACCCCCGCCGUACGACGAAUGCUUGAGUGAGGGACGGUCGCCGAAGAUCAGGUCAGACGCCGCACCCAUCGUCGCCGAAUGGUCCAGAUGCAACUGCGAACGCGACCGUGACUGCGACCCGCAGGAGUAUGGCGAGACCGAACGGCGGAAUACUGCGCUGGAAUCCUCACAAGGUGUCUUGCCCUUCGGAGACGCAGAUAUCCACACAAAACGCAUCCAAAGAAAACGUUCAGGAACCACCGUUUGCACCACAACGUCUCCAAAAGAUGCUCCUCGCCCGGAUAAAUUGCAACGAACGCUGUUCGCCGAUUUGGACGGUCCACUGAUGCGUGCGCUCGAGCGGCAACAACAACAAAUCAAUGAUCUACAACACAUAAUCAAGGAAUCGCAGAAACGUAACGAGGAGCUCGAAUUGCGGUGUGAUGAGCUGGAGAAGAAAUGUAGUGAAUUAGAGGAUGUUCAAUCUGCAAACGUGGAGACCGUCGAGAAUCUCGACAUUGCGGUUGACGGACUUCAAGCUAGGUGCGAUAGUCUAGAGAAGCAAAUGCCAGAUGUGUGUGAUGAGAUGGCGGACCUUAAAGAAAAAUGGUUAGAGGAGUGUAGAGAGGAACUGGAAGAGAACGAGCGCAAAUCAAGUGAGGAUAGCAAGGCGAGACAAAUACGCGAGGGUGUCGAGGCUGAAGUGAACCAAAUUAGAAGGAGGGUUUUGAGAGCCCUUCAACCAACGUCUGCCAACGAAGGAGUCAAAGUAAAGUAACUACCUAGAAGAAAUAACACCCCCACGACACUCAAGACUCCCGUUGCCUGGCUAUUAUUUUUCAAUGCUUGUAGAAACCACCCAUGAGCAC
Colletotrichum phormii is the source of this 2034-nucleotide messenger RNA. RefSeq lists its product as uncharacterized. Bases 408 to 1943 code for a protein of 511 amino acids. The record is from RefSeq and is a predicted model, not a curated record. Lineage: Eukaryota; Fungi; Ascomycota; Sordariomycetes; Glomerellales; Glomerellaceae. The transcript has a single exon.